Molecule: messenger RNA, 856 nt
Organism: Neogale vison (American mink)
Lineage: Eukaryota; Metazoa; Chordata; Mammalia; Carnivora; Mustelidae
Gene: NME4
Product: NME/NM23 nucleoside diphosphate kinase 4
Exons: 3
Coding region: 83-604 (173 amino acids)
Biological process (GO): CTP biosynthetic process; GTP biosynthetic process; UTP biosynthetic process
Molecular function (GO): nucleoside diphosphate kinase activity
Source: RefSeq, a predicted model, not a curated record
CCCUCCGCUCCGCCCUUUCCCCCGAGGGGCUCGGUCGCCCGCGCUCUUUCUGCGCUCAGCCAGAGGCCAGCGGGAGGGGGUUAUGGGCGGCCUCUUGGGGCGCGCCGCGCUGCCGGGGCUGCUGAGCGGUCCGCGGGCCCCUGACCCGAGACUGUUCGUACGCCCCAGCUCGGGAGGGGCCUCCUGGACACGGGAGCGGACCCUGGUUGCCGUGAAGCCAGAUGGGGUGCAGCGGCGGCUUGUUGGGGACGUGAUCCAGCGCUUUGAGAGGAGGGGCUUCAAGCUGGUGGGGAUGAAGAUGCUGCAGGAACAUCAUCCAUGCCAGCGACUCCGUGGAGGGGGCCCAGAGGGAGAUCCAGCUGUGGUUUCAGAGCAGCGAGCUGGUGGACUGGGCAGACGAAGGCCACCAGAGCGGCAUCUACCCACCAUGAGCACUCAGGCUGCCAUUAGCCACCCCAGCAGCCGCCCAGGAUCAGCUACCUCUGUCGUCCCAGACUUGAGCGCACACCGUGGUAUGCCGGUUGGCCCCAGAACACCUUCCAGUCUACCUUCUGCCCCACCCCAGCCCAGAGGGGUUGAGCAACCAACUUUACGUGCCUUUUAGAAUCCUAAGCCAGUAAGAGAUCCACUUUCUGGACCAAAGUGUCAGACAACCUUCAGGAUAUCUUCAAAAGUGUGUCAUGUAACCUCCCUUCCCCAAAACGUGGGUGGGAUAUUAAAAUUCACUGUGUUGGGUGUAUGUGUGUGUGUGGGGGGUUGAUUAUUACAGUUUUUGCCAUUUCUGAAGUAGGGAUGAGGACUUCAUACAAAGUUGUAAGAGUUUGAGAGUAGAAAUAAAGUUUACUCUCACACACCA